GUAUCAGUAGACGGUCGAUAAAACGGGAAAAACUCCAGUCGUUAGAACUGCUUCGGGAAAGCAUUGCCUGUGUGUGUUAUAAGUGGCUGUUUGUUGUGCUGCAGCAUUCGUUUGCCUGGCAGGUGUUAUCUGUGGGGUAGUGAAUAGUAAGUGAGCAAUCCUGUCAGCAACGGUACUGUUGCAGAUGUGUGAACAAUGGCAAAAAUCCAUGAAUUUUUCUCUUGUUAAGUGCAUAAAUUUUAUAUGAGAAAACGAAAACCUGUAUUCAAGUUGGUUCAAGAAAGUUGUUUCCUGAGUCGGAGACUUUUGUGCUUCUGAUUAGAGGUUUUUUUUCUUCUCAAUCUGUGAAGUAAUGGUGAGAUGAUUUUUUCUUAACAUUGACGAAUGCGAGAUGAAAUAAAUUUCCCGAACGUCGCGGUGAGUGGUGAGUGCCGAGAGUGCUGAGAGAUUUCGGCCCACGUGAGAUGAAGGGAGCCUAAUCAGCUGUCUGGUUGGGACGAACGUUUUCCAUCCUCCGACGGGUCGCAAUCAGAGCCACCAGUCAGCUUGGUGUUAGUUUCCCGAGUGAUGCCCCAGAGUUUCGAACCCGUCUGCGGCAGUGUUAGUUAUCAGGGUUUGUUGUGUAUGUCAGAAAGAACAGAACCAACUGCAAACAAAACCUGUAAAAGAGAACGCGUCUGAAGAACGAAACGUGACUUCUGCUCGUGUUCUGUGUCUCUCGUCCGAGAAAUACCAUUUUCACCUGUUCUCGGUUGUGGCGAAGAAUAGGCAGAAUUAAGGGAAACAUUGUGUAAUUUAUAUCGCUACCGACCGCGCAAUAGAAGAAACUGUGGAUUCUGGUUUCCCAUUAUUGGCGCUAGCAAAGAAUCUUGGAACGGCGUGAAAGAAAAUUAAAUUUUAGAGGUUUUCCGUGUUACUGGGAAUGAUCCACACUGCUAGGCAACGCCGUAGGGUGCAGGGUUGAUGCCGACGCUGGUGUACGUGACGAAUCGUAGCAAGCUGUUUUGACGUAGCCGGAUUUUGGCCGUAUUGAGCACGAGGUUUUACCUUUCUGCUCAAUCCAACGAGCGAGGAGUGACAAUCGAAUAUAGCGCAAUCCCGAACUCAUUUACAACUUCACUCAGCAAAGUCAUCGUGUCUGCCGGAAAAGCCUGCUACCAUCGUAAAAUGCUGUUGGCACGUGCUACCCGUCACCGAAUUGUGGUCACUCACUGAACGCCCGGGGAAGAAAAGUGUCGCGUGAAUUGUCUGUGUCUGAACCAGCCGACUGCGUGGUUGACGAAACAAAAAAGUGCUUAAUUUGCGUUAAUGUGCUACUGAUGACGAUGUAGUAAAAUCGGCAGUGGGGAAGACCGACAAAACAAAAAAAGCAAAGCAAACGAACCUUCUGAUCGCUGAGCUCCAUCGCCAGCAGCAGACGCGUGUCAGAUUUUUGUGUCUGUCUUGUAUCGACCUCACGAGGAAGUCCCGGUGACCAGCGAAAAUGCAAACAAUGCCAAAUUAAUAGCCAAACACAUUAAGAGAGCACUGGUCGAGUCGAGCCAAAGGAGGAGGAGGAGGAGGAGGCAAACCUGAGAGUACGACGGAGGGAUCGUAAACAUCCUCUGCACGGACGGUAGAGAUAGUGUAUUGAUAUCGCCAAGUCAGGCUACCGGCAGCACAAAAGGGGGAAGCGGGAGGCAUCAUCGCGUUUGAUCGAGUGUAGCUAAUUGUGGUCUGAUUUCGGAGAAGGAGGAUGUGCCUUUUUCCUUCGGUCGAAUAGAUCUAUGCUUAUUGGUGGUCGUGAGUGAUUAUGCCAGGGGAUGGGAAGAAAAUGUGAAUAAAUAGGAGGCGAUGCUUUUUUGACAAGCAGAUUGAUUUGUUUCUGGCUGCUCGGUUUUAGUGUAAGUGUGUGUGCGUGUGUAAGUCAGCCAGCGAAAAAAAAAUAAUCAAUAAACGCAGAUUCGCAUUGCGACACGUGAUUUUCUGCAGUUUACCAACAGCAGCAGCAACGCUUUGUAAGCAGCAACGACAGCACAAUGACGGAAGCAGACAACUAUGAUGAUGAGCUUGUUUCGGCCAAUCCCAAUCAACGAAACUGGCGUGGAAUUUUGAUCGCUCUGCUCGUAAUCAUUGUCGUCCUAGCGCUGAUAGUGACAUCUGUGGUUCUUCUAACGCCACCCGACGAGGGACCUCGUGUCAAAGGGCAGCGAAUAAAACUGCAGGAUAUAAUCGACGGAGAGUACGCUCCCAAGAAGCUCAAUGGAAGCUGGAUAGGAACGGAUGAGUUUCUGUAUCAGAACCAUUGGGGCGAGAUAAGUUUGCUCAACAUGAUCAAUCUCUCGGAACGGAUUCUGAUGGCCAACACGACGGUGAAAACACUCUCCCCGGCCAAGUUCUCCAUCUCGGCGGACCGGAAGUUUCUGCUGCUGGCGCAGAACAUGAAGAAACUUUUCCGCCAUUCCUUCCUGGCUCAGUACACCGUCUACGACAUCACGACCAGUGAAACGAUCCCGCUAGCCCUGAAGGCGGACAGUGACGAGUGGCCGUUCCUGUUGCAUGCCGAAUUCACCCCCAAGGGUCAGUCGAUAGUGCUGGUGCACACGUACGACAUCUACUACAAACCGUCGGCCCGGGCCACCCAAACGUAUCGGCUCACGAAAAGCGCCAUCCCCGGUAUCAUCUACAAUGGCGUGCCGGAUUGGCUUUACGAGGAGGAAAUUCUGCAGAACAAUAAAGCCAUCUGGCUAUCGAACGACGGCCACCUGAUGCUGUACGGUACCUUCAACGACUCGAUGGUGCAGGAGCAACAGUUUUCCUGGUACGGCAUGGCCAACGGGGAUAUCAACCUUUAUCCGGAGAUUCGUUCGUUGAGGUAUCCGAAGCCGGGUACGAAAAAUCCCACCAUCAAACUGAAGGUUGCCGAUUUGGCGGAUCCCAAAAGCAUCCGUACCCGGGAACUGACACCGCCACCGAUCCUGGUGAAUCAGGAACACUACUUCACCAGUGCCGCCUGGGUAUCGCAAACCGAGGUCAGCGUAGUCUGGAUGAACCGACCGCAGAAUCUGUCGGUUGUGACGCUGUGCAAGAGCCCGAUGUGGUACUGUCAGGAGACCCACAGGAUUAGCGGCGAUGGGCGUGGAUGGGUGGAUGAGAUGUCGGUUCCGUUCUUCAGCCAAAACGGAAGUUCAUACAUUGCCAUUUCACCACUGCGCGAUGGAGCGGCAGGACACUUUCGACAUCUGGUACAUGUGCACAUCGGCAAGAAACGAAUCAUUCCAUUGACACAUGGCCGCUUCGAGGUGAACAAAAUACUCCACUGGGACCAGGCGAACAAUUUUGUCUACUAUUUGGGUGUCCCGGAGCACUCACCCGGACAGCAACAUCUGUACCGAGCCUCGUCACUGCCACCGAAACAAGGUACAUCGCCUCGGGCCCCACGGUGUUUGACCUGUAGCCACCACCCGCACGGUAGCCAAUCUCGGGUCUCUAUGGUGAAGGCUUCCAAUCGGGUCCAGCAACAGUGGAAUGACGACUGGGAGGAUACCGGUGACGAAGAAGAUGACUACAUCGAUAUUCCCCCGACAAUGGCGGCGGCGGCAGCAGCAGCAGGAGCCGCACCGAAAAAGAAAUGGAAAUCGGAAGAGACACCGGUAGUCCCACCGCAGGCACCGUGUCAGUUCUUUACGGCCACUUUUGCACCCAACAGCAAUGAAUUUGCUCUUAUCGAGUGUCUCGGCCCGGUGGUGCCGUUCAGUGCCAUCUAUCGGAUUAGUUUCGAUCCGAACAAGAGUCCCACCCAGGUGUUGUUCUAUCUGCAAAAUAACACUGCCCUUGUGGAGCGCAUCUCGAGGGUGGCACUGCCACAGGUUAAAUCCUUCCCGGUGAUGAUAUCCGGCGGAUAUCAUGCCCAGGUCCGGCUGUUUCUACCACCCGGGCUGCGAGAGGACGAAAUUACCCGAUAUCCGAUGAUUGUGCAUGUCUAUUCCGGCCCUGGCACUCAGCUCGUCACCGACAAGUGGCGUGUGGACUGGAACACGUAUCUGGCCGGUACGAAGGAUUACAUCGUAACCCAAAUCGACGGACGGGGUUCCAGCGGGCAGGGAUAUCAGCUGCUGCAUGAGGUUUAUCGACGGCUUGGCACCGUCGAAGUGUCCGACCAGCUUGAGGUGGCCGAGUAUCUGCGCGAUAGUCUGCACUUCGUCGAUAAACGCCGUGUUGGCAUCUGGGGCUGGAGUUACGGUGGCUACACCGCUACUCUGGCGAUGGCCAGCCCAACGACACUGUUCCAGUGUGGCAUCAGCGUUGCGCCCGUCACCAACUGGAAGCUCUACGAUUCGACCUACACGGAGCGCUACAUGGGCCUGCCGAACGUGACCGACAAUUACAAGGGCUACGAGGAUAGCGAUUUGUCAAGAUAUGCCGAGAAGCUACGUGAUAAACAAUUUCUCAUGGUUCACGGCACGGCAGAUGAUAAUGUGCACUUCCAGCAGAGCAUGGUCUUCUCGAAGACACUGUCGGCAAAGGGAGCCCUCUACAAGCAGCUGAUAUACCCGGACGAGGGUCACAACCUGGCCGGUGUCAAGCGACAUCUCUACCGAUCGAUGACGUUAUUCUUCGAGGACUGCUUCCGGAAGCUGGUACCACAGGACGUGAAGGCCGGUUUGGGUAACGGUGGUUCGAGCGAUUAAUACUUGCUGGAUUACUUCGGUACCACGGAUUCAGCGUCAAGUUUCUUGUAAAAGUUUCUGCCCGGUUUCUUCAAGCACGGAUAGCACCCUUGCAGCGAGUAUCAGCAGCUCCGAGAGAUAGAAAUUUCACAGCCACGUGGUUUCACUAGUUUUGCACCACACUUUGCGGAAUGGUUGGAACCGCGCUCGGCCUACUUAGAGAUUUUCUCCCAAGCUAGCUACCACACUGGAACCCUAGAAGUAGCCCGGCACUUGGUACUGUACUGUCUGUCAGUCUUGAAGAAAAAAAUCUUACUCUACAACAUCAGUGAUUCGAUUCUGUAGGAAACUUUAGACUUUAAACUUGUAGCCGAUUUUACCAGGUAGUGUUGCCAGAAGUAACGAAACUAUCCAUUUAAACUAAACCAAACAUAAACGCUGUUACUGUUGACUGCCCCUCCCCAAGUUCGCGAGAGACGGGAGAAGAAGGUGUCCGAGGAGAGUAAACUAUGGUUGUGACAAAAUAUAAAACAGGAUCAAGUAGGGGCAUUCAUAAUCUCCGAGAGAUUACUGCAAUAAAAUCCGUUUGGAAAAUUUUGGCGCGACAAGUGCAUGGUUAUAAUAUGUGCUGGAGAAAUGUUUUGAAAACACCAGCAAGAAACUUAUCAGUUCCAUUAUUCUCAAUCUACAAAUUCAUAUUUAUGCUUUGAAAUCUAUUUUUCAACUGUCAGAUCGAAAAUAAAAUGGAGUAUAUUGGAAAGUACGUCGCAAGAAACGAUUAACCAAGAAUACAGCUAGGUUGGUAAAAAUUUGCGUCCCUCUCCCACUACUUUAGGACAUAAUUGUAAUCCACUAAUUAAAAUAUGAAACGAUUCAAACACAGACAUUAAGCAUUGAUUGAAUCAGGAAAGCGACUAGUGAACUCCCCGCUCCCAGAGAUUAGGAUAAAUAUAAAUUCAAAGAAAAUUUUGGCCCGAAAAGUAAGCAGACACGAGAAAAAUGUUAAUUCAAAAACAAGAAUAAUCUCCCAUCUAAUGAAGCUACACAAACAGCAAAGUGGACCGAAAGUAAAAUCUAUUCUAUGAAAAGAAGAUAAAACCAACCGAACCGAGACAAUAUCCUUUUACUUACUAAGCUCUCCCUGCGUAGGCGGGGCCGGUAGAUUGAAUUCAUUUAUCACCCCGUGUUGUCCGUUUCCGAGCCAUUACCGAGUGCCGAAGGAAGAAAGGUGCGUGGGUCCCCGAGCUCCCGUGGGGCACGUGGAAAAUCUCGUGGAUAAUUAGUGUCUCGCAGUUUAGCUGGACUCCGUAGCCAAAACCUGUCUGCCUAACGAGGACAGGACUUUCUCACCUGCCGUGUUGCUUUCGCGUGAAGUUAUGAAACAACCAUCAUUAGAGGAAAGAGUGCAUUCAGUCGGAUGUGGCCUUGGGGCUCGAGAGCUGGCGAUGAAGCGAUAAUCAGCCGCGGUGAAUAGUUGUUGUUUGCUUCUUCUGCGAGUUUGGUGGGUGGGUGCCGGAGAAUGGUUUGGAUUUUUUUUCUUUUCACCGUGUUUUUAAGAUUGCAAUUAAAUUAAAUGUCAAUAUCAACUAACCGUGAAAACAAAAUGUAUUUUUGACUAUCUCACAAGAAAGGCUAUGCAAUCACUGUGAAAACCGAUUUUGGAUUUUAUAUGGCAAAAAUCAGUUGUGAAAAACUCACUAGCGAACAUUCUGUUCUAUGAUAUUUAAGAAAAAAUGUUCGCACAUUGAAUAUAUCUGAUAUGAAAUGAACCUUUCUGAAAAUGUUCAGUGCGCGUAGGGUGGUUGAUAAGUGGUGAUGUAUUCAAGAUGUACUCAGCAAUACCGUAGUAGUGGAGUAACAACAUAAAAAUAUCAGAAAGUGCUGUAAUUAAUAAUAGUUAUAAUGAUUGUAAAAGAAAUCACAGAGCAUGUUAUGCUGCUGAUUAAAACUAUCACCAGAUAAAAUUUGAAUAUCGUACGCAGAAGUAACAGGAGCGCAGGUUAUCGCUUCGCUCAUUCAAACGCGCCAGGCACAGGCACAGCAUUUAAGUGGUUCAGUCAUGGUGACAAUGCUGCACUCCUGUUACUUCUAUGAAUCAAAUUCAUGCUAAAUAGCGUUUUAUUGGGUUUAAUCUAAAUACUGCAGUGUAAUCAGUCAGUUGGAAUUAAAACAGCUUUCCGUCGCAAGAAUCACUGUUUAGAAUGUCGAAAAAUAAGCUUCGCUGACACAAUAAAUCACUUACGAACUUCGAAGUUCUGAUUUUUGUAGAUGCUUGUUUCAUAAAUCAUCUCGGAAAUGAUUUUUUCAGUCACUAAGUUUUAUAGAAAAUCUCUUGAAUUGAUUUUUUCACGAGUGAUAUUGAAAUGAACAUUUGCUGAUCAUGAUUUUCCCAACAUUGGAACCGAGUGCCAUAGACCAUUCGAAUCAGUUCGUCGAGAUAGCCAAAUAGAUGUGUAUUGGGGUGCUAAAAAUGCUCAAAUCGUUUAGCCGUCCAUUUGUUAAAUUUGAGUUAAAUCGGACACGAGUGAAUGAUGCCACGUUUGAAAAUUUUCGAUCUUGAAAAAUCACCAUAGAGAGGAUCAGGAGUGUGAAACCGCAUGAAGUUUCCAAAAUCGAAAUUUUUGUUUUGAAGGUAAAUGUUAAAAGAAAUGCAUUGAAUAGCAUUGAAAUUUUGAAUUGAGAUCAAACUGGAGAUUAAAAUUGUCGCAUUUCAUUGAAUCCCUAAGUUUGUUGAAAUCGGUUCAGCAGUCUCCGGGAAAAUUGAGCGGUAAGAAAACAACGCGUUUUGUCGUUUACGUCGUUUAUCCUAUUAUAUCUCCGGAACUGGAAUUGUCAGUCAUUUGAUCUUCGAACAAAUGAGACUAAACGUGUGAAAAUCGGCUGUAGCUGGAGUGGUUUUCUAAGAAAAUUGAGCGGUAAAAGAACAACCCGUUUUAUCGAUUGCGUCACUUAUACCAUUAUAACUCCGGAACCGGAAUAUUUAGCCAUUUGAUCUACGAACUCGAUCAAUGGGCCAAUAAUAUCUUUCAAACGAGCCUAAGCUUGUUGGAUUCGUUUCAACCAUCUUUGAGAAAAUUUAGCGGUAAGAAAACAACGCGUUCUGUCGCUUACGUCAAAUUGCCAGCCACUCGAUCUUGGAACUUGACCCAGAAUUCAAUGGUAGCUUCCAAACGAGCCUAGACGUGUUAAAAUCGGUUGAAGCAAAAUUUUGAAAUGGCUGCUUUUCAUUAAUUCGCAGAAAAGUCGUAACCCAACUAGGGUUAUUAUCUCAGACACAACCCUCACCCCCGGUCCUUAGUAUUGCGAGCUUAUCAAGUAACAUAAUACGCUGGAACUGCAAUUUACGCGCAAAGUCGGGAGUGCACAAAUUGAAUAAAACAUCGUGUUAUUUCAAAAUUUCCGCGUAAAUCCAGAUUUUUCCAUUCCAUUCGAUUUUAUUAUAAAUAACAUAAAACAAUUUAACAACACUGAGGUCUUUUUUACGCGGUUUAUGUUUAUGCGUUUUCUUCGUCCGCGGUUUAUUUCGCGGAUUUCCGAAGUAACGCGAUUUUUUUUACGCGGAUUUCCCAAGUUACGUGGUUUUCUUGUUUUGUCUUAGAAAUGCAUCAAACGUCGAGAUCUGGUGUUAUCCCGGAAAUUUUUUCAAGUCAACUCUUUGACAAAUUUUCAUAAGUUUCAUAAAUAUUCAGAUUACAUCAGAUCUGGACGUUUCAUGUAUUUCUAAGAAUAUUUGGCAUCCCAAGAUAUUUUUUGUUUAGUUUUGAGGUUUUUUACGCGGAUUGCCGAAGUUUCGCGGUUUUUUUACGCGGAUUUCCAAAUUAACGCGGUUUUUUACACGGUUCGUAUCCCCCGCGUAAAAAGAGACCUCAGUAUAGAACCAGGACCAUCUGUGUUUAUUUUUUUCAUUUACCAACUGAGUUGCCAUUCAUACAGAAUUACCUGUACUGUAUUGAUUUGUAUACGUCUCACAGUGGUUCGAAUCAACAAAAACGUGGACAUAAAUCAGUAGCUGCCAAACCGUUCUUUUAAUGCAUAUAGUUGCUUUUAAGAAAUUAUUUACAAAUAUAUACCGCGUAAUUUGAUUCUAUUCCUAAUUGUUCAUGGCCUACUUUGACAAAAAAUAUAACCAUAACUUUUUUUUAUGAAGAGAUAGAAAAUUUUUUUCUUCGACAAACUUUUAGAACUAUUAAAAAUAAUUUACUUUGUCAAAUAUACCAAAAGUGUAGGUCGCACCGUUUCGGAUAUACAAAGCGUUUUUGUGGCAACUCCCUUAAAAUUAGUUUUUUUUAUUUAUAACCUGUUUCGAGUUAUUUUUUUAUGCAUACUUUGUUUGGAAUAAUUGAAGAAAAUGAAAAAUCCCAUGUUUUUGUUGAAGGUAGAGCAUAGGUUUGUUGUUUCCUGGCAAAGUUAUACAACAUUUUACCUUUUUUUACCUAUGAUAAAACCUUACACCGAAGCGAAAUAUGCAACUUUAUGCAGCUGAUUUUUACAAAGUUUAUAGGAAAAGAUAUGCUCAAUACUAUAAAAAAAAUUCUAAGUGGAACUCGAUGAAACUUUUUUUAGGCCAUUCCACAGUUAGUUUUAGUUAUUGAAUUAUGACAACCCCCUUAAAACUAGUUUUCUAAUCAUAACAUGUUUCAUGUUAUUUUUUCACAUAUUUUGCUUGGAAUAAUUGUAGAAAAUAUAAAAUCCCAUAAUUUUGUAGAAGGUAAUGCAUAGGUUUAUUCUUUUCUGAAAAAGUUAUACAUCAAUUUAACUAUGUUUACCAAGGAAACCUCGUACCGAAGCGAAAUAUGCAACUUAAUGCAGCAAACUUUUACAAUACUUUUAGGAAAUUAUAUUCCUAAUCCAAUUUAUUUUAUAAUAAGAAUAUCCUGAGUACUAUUCGUGUGACUCAUUUUCACUAUGGCCGUGCUGAAACCAUGCAUGCGUCUGCCAUUUCUGUAACUCACUUUUGCAGUGAACGUAGAGAUGGGCAAUUCGUUCCUGAGCUAUUCCAGUGAAUCGAAUCUUUAAAAAAAGCUGAUAGCUCACAGCUCUUUUUAAAAGAACCGCAGCUCAACAGUUCACCGCACUGGUAAGCAGGGAUGCCAGGUUCACAGAUUAAUCUGUGUUCCACAGAUUUUCAACCUUUUGCACAGAUUUAAAAUAUGGUACAGAUUUUCACAGAUUUCUGAAAAUGGUCACAGAUUUACACAGAUUCUGAAAUCGAUCACAGAUUUUUGAAAUUGAUCACAGUUUAGCAGCAAAAAUUACAGAGCGUUAGGAAAUAGUGAGACCUUUUUUUUGCCUACCAAAAUGAUUUCGAUUAGUAAUUAUGGAAACGGGGAAACGUGCACAGAUUUUGCACAGACAGGCUUUUGGCUUGAUCACAGAUUAAAAAAAAAAUGACCUCGCAUCCCUGCUGGUAAGGUGGAAACAAGAUACAAGCUGAACAGAUUUUCGGCUCUUGAAGAGCGAAUUAUAAAUGAGAAGAAAUGUGUGCAUGAGCUUUUGUUCGUUUUUCCAAAUGUGUAUUUAUCCUUCUUUAAUAGAUUGAAUGAGCCGUUGUCAAUAAGAAAUCUUACCUCUCACUCAGUAGGCUAAGGUAUUUUCAGGGAUGCCACUUUUGCAGAUAUUCUCAAAUAUGACAUAAUAAUAAUUCGCAAACAAGUUAGUUCGCAUAGCAUUGUUCUUUGAGCAUCAAUGAUUUCGAUCAUGCAUAUGCAAGAAAAACGGAGUAAGAAAAACGGCGCAAAAAAACAGCGCUCAAACCAAACCUUCUGUUCAAUUUAAAUGAACUGAUGAGCUGAUACAUUGAAUCGAUUCCCUUUAGUGAGCUAAUCGGUUCGGAGCUGCUCACCGGUAUGAGCUGCUUCACACAUCUCAAAGUGAGCGUCGCACGAUCAAUAUAUCAUCUUAAAAAAACGUGUUGCUUCGCGAUAACUCAAUUUAUUUACACGUUUAAAAAUGAAACCUCUUCGUAAAGGUUUAUACUUUUGCAAUACUUUUUCAUAUUUUGAUUAAAAAACAUUUUUCCAUUUUUUUAAUAUGUGUUGAACUUUUGAUAAUUUUCCGGAUUUUCAAUAUUUAAAACCCACUUUGAAAAGGCCUAAAAAAUUGCAUCGAGUUCUACUUAGAUUUUUCAUAAUAUUGUUAAUUGUCAAAAAGAAAUCAACAUAAAAUUCCCAACAAUUUACUUAAGUUGCGCGUGCAAGCAUAAGCAUUUUCAUGCGUGUUUACGCGCACUUUGUAGUAGAUACUUAGGUAAUAGAGGUAGAUUCUACGUAGAUCCAAAAAUUGUUUUUAAAAUAAAGUGGAUAUAUUUAAAAACAUAAAUUUUUUACACUAUUUCUAUCUUUAUCAAAAAUAUUUCAAAUGUUUUUUUCUUCAAAAUGAGAUAGAAAAAAAAUUUUCUUGUGAAAUUGGUGCUACCCCCUUAACAAAAAUGAAGGUGCCACUUUCAAAAGAAGCGUAAUAUAAUUUUGUAAAACUUCUUCGAAGACACGUUAGCUCUUAAAAAUCAGUGAAAGUCAGUACAGACUUUUGACCGUCUUUUUCUAGUUUUGGACCAUUGUCCGGCGUCCGAAUUGUGAAUAAGAUCAUGAACGAUAAGACGGCUUCUUCUAUACUGGCGUGGGAAAAAGGGAGACUGAUGCCAGGCCCGUACCCAGGAUUUCGUUUCGGGAGGGGCCCAAAGAUAAAAAUUAAUGUUACUGAAGAUUGCUUAUGUACCUAAUUCUCGGUGUGCCUUCUACGGGUGUUUUAAACAAACACUUUAAACUUUUCCACUGAAACUGUUAUUGUGUUACAUUUCUUUACGUUCACUGUCUUGUUAUUUCUGCAACACAUGUCUUAGACCUUCUAAAUAAUUAUAUAUCUGUUUUUGAUUUCGGGAGGGGCCCGGGCCCCUCGGGCCCCCCCUCUGGGUACGUGACUGACUGAUGCUUGCUGCUAACGAUCUGCUACUGUUUUGGCAGAAAAGAACUUUUCGCCACGACGUCCGAAUUGUGAAAUGAGCUGAUUGAGGUUUCCUUGCUUAUUUUAUUAAAGAACUCGUUUCUCUUUUAAUAUAUGAAAUAAUGAACUCACUUGUUUAUAAUAUUUUGUAUUGUAACUGCAUACUUUACAUUUUCAUUUGGUUCCUCAUAUCUCUUCUACAUGGGACAAUGAUAUUAUUUGGAAAAUAAUAUGUUAAAACCAUACCAGCAUUUUUAGAUUCUAUACUAUAUUCUAAAAUUUCUUUCUACAUGCUCUGUAUAUGUAUAUCUCCUUUUUAGAAGCGAAUUACUCUAAAUUUUGUAACUCACAAAAUGUGGUCGACAUUUGAACACAUUUUCCACCUAAUAAAAUUUUAAUGAAGAAAUCCCACUGUGAUUGUCAUAUUCGUCACUUCGGACUUGACUACAAGAGUAAGAACAAAUGAAGUCAGUUUUAUGCCCACCUGAAAGACUGCGGUUUUUCAUUGGGUAAAUCGCAUUGAUCCCUGUAUGUUGAUUAAUACCGAUAAUGGCCACUUAUUAUCAUGUGUUUUUUCGUCUGGGUAACCGGCUACCGAGAAUGCUUUGAAAUUUUAUCUUGUUUAGUAUUACAAUAUAAUUUUCCUAGUAAAAGUGCGACGCGCGAAUCGAUUACUUUCCAGAACUCGUAAAACUUUAUUUUCCACCACCGAAUUGGUGGCUACUUCCGCUUCGUGGUAAGCAAAGAACUGUAUGUAUAUUGCGACAACAAAUUUUUUCAACUGCAACUUUCGUACCUUGUUUAUGUGGAAUCGCAUUUUUUUUUUCUUUCAGCGAUGUUUCAAUUUCGCUUACUGAAGGUCGAGCCUCUUUGACGUUUUAACAGUUCUGGCUACCACAGAAUCCGGCAAUUGCUGGUUCUUUUCCAUGAGUGCACGUGAACAGCAGUAUCGUAGUCGGCUGAUUUUACUAUCCUUACCCCGGGGUUGUGAAAUGACCACUUCUCACUAAACUGUUUUUUAACUACGGAGAAGUUCCCGAAAUUAAUUUAUGAUCCCUACCAUAAAUUUACAAUCAUAUAACAGCCAAACUUUGGUGGCCAUAAUUCUUUUCGGCUUCGCUCGCUUGGCUGCAAAAAAAACCCUUCCAUUCGGAGCACGUCCCGUACGACUGGAACGAGAACAACUUCAUCGGUUUCUCCGCUCUGUCGUGAACACGGAACACAAAACCACAACACUGUCGUGUCGUCCCGGUCACCAAAGGUCAUAUCUUCGCCAAAUCCCCUAGAACCCAAAGUCAAACCGUGUGCCAAGAUUUGAUCUGUUGCCGGGCGCUCGAAUAGAAACAAAACACCCGGCCCGGCUGCCAAACAUACAAAAAAAUUUAAAGGAAAUAUUUGCACGACGCUUGUGGCACACGAUUCGCGUAAAUUUUUAAUCCCCUCCAGAACGUUACGGGAUUUGGAAUUAAUUUAUGAACCGGCGCGUGGUCGCCCACCAGAAAAAAAGGGCAAUUGUGCAGUUAUGAGACCAGCUGCAAUAACGAGCUAAUUUAAAUAUUCCUCCUGCUUCGGAACAAAUCAUUCCGAGCGAGCCGCGAUUUAUGCGAAAGCUCUCUCUCACAUAAAACCGCAUUCCGGUGCUGUUGCUGCUGCUGCCAUUGCGGUGCGGUAACCACGUACCAAUUGUUUGGUUUACAUUGCGAAAUUUAUGAGCAACACGUUGAACUCCGCCCCAAUCGCCGGUUUCCACCCGGUAAUUGUCGAGCAUCCGUAUUGCCGCAUCCCUGGAUGGAUGUUUGAACGCCUGCAAAAAUGAAAUAUAACCACAUUUGAUGAAGUUUUCCGCGCUAUCGGGGAGGGGGGGGGGCUAUAGACUGCGCUGCUACUAGCGGACCAGGGAAAGCUUUCGGUACCGUUGGAAUAUGAAAUAACGGUUACUGCUGCUCUUGGCGAUAAAUUGAAAUUCCGGUACCCGAGCGAUUCGAUUGCGGUGGACAUAUGCGAGGAUAUUUGCUGUUGUUUGAUUUGCGUCAAUUUAAAAUGAUACCAUUCCAUCAUAUGGAAUGUAAAAUACGAAAGCUUCCAACUGGCUGAGAGAUUGAAUUGAAAUCAGAUUAUAUUUAAUUUAUUUAUCCUCGGAAAGAAUUACAUUACCAAUUUCAAAAUAUCCUAACCGAUCACAGAACUACUUUGUAAGUCAUCUGAACUCCAAUUAUUUUAUACAUGACAACGAAACUGGUUAUCACCUAGUUUCAGAUAGCUACAGAUUGCUUGCCAAACAGGGGAAUUUUCUCGUAAGCAUAGGACCUUUUAGCAGACGCUAUUUUGUCGUGGAAUGUGAGUUUUAUGAACUUGAAAAAAAGAGUUUUUCCAGAUGUACUCAACCACUUUUAAGUCCCGGCCGGGUUGGCUGGGACCCGUUUUCCUACCGGAUCGGGGCAAAUCCUUCAUGGAAAGGGUCUUACCGAACUUCUCGAUAAUAUUUUUGACACUGGCUGGUGUGGUGCACUUUCGCCCGUUUUGCAAUUUCGUUGUAUGUGACACCACUUUCUGAGCACCAAGUGUGCAGAAUUUUCUUUCGCGUUUCCGGAUCAAUUCGAUCUAUCAUUGAAACGAUAAACCGUACCGAAACCAAUCGAUUGCGCAGCUAUUAUUGACAUGUUAACAAACAUGUCACUGCAAAAAAUUAAGCCAUUUCAGAGUAAUAACUGUUUGAAUGUUGCUAACUACUUAUCGAUACACUCCUUACUAGUGACUUUCACAAAAUCAGUCAAAUUUUCCAAUAAAAAUACUUUCAUAUCGAAUUAACUUUAAAAAUUAAAAAUCGACGAACAAAUUUUUUUUUAUUUAUUUUUAUUUUUUUUUUUUUAUUUAUAUAAAAAAACUUCUAAAACUAAACUCAAAGUCAUUAUCAUCCAAGAAUUCAAUUAAUCUAAAUUUUAGAGGAGAUUUCACAAAAUACUGGUUGUUCGAUAUUCGCGAAAAAAUACAGUAAUGGACAAGAAAAAGUCUCAGUUUUUUUUCUAGAACUGCCCGCCUUACGCCUUUGUGACAAAGUUUCGUUGAAUUCAAAACUGUUUUUUAUGAUAAUUUGAAGAAGAAAAAGCUUGAUUUUACCCCCAAAUUUAUGCUAGGUGCACAUAACCAUUUUAAAUUAAGUUUACGUUUCGUCUUCGACCCAUCAGUGCGUCAGCAGAUUAUGCUGACGCAAACCCCCGGAUCAACAUAAUCUGCUGAGCAGAAGUAAAGUUAAUGCUAUUUGCAAAGACACAAUCUGUACGGCCAGUAAGCCGACACUUGUUUCGUUCGAGACGUCAGUUUAGACGUUACAUUUCUUGUAUAAUAAAAAAGUGUCUUGCAAAUAGCAUUAACUUUACGCACUGAUGAGUCGAAGACGAAACGUAAACUGUUUUUUAUGUAUUUUGAAUUGACUUUAAAUUUUGAAAACCGUUUUAUUUCAGUGUAGGAUUCGAAUAGACGAAUUCUCCGUAAACCGUUUUCAAAGUUAGCCGUUUAUAGACUUUAUCACUAAAAAGCCUUUAUUUUUCCAAAAUUAAUUUAGACCUUUUGAAAAGGACUAGACAUUUUUACCAACUUUAUGCAACAUAAUUAUAGUAAAAAAAUGACAAAUUCGGGGCGUUUAAAGGGAAAAACUAUAUCAAGCAAAAUGUUUUUCUUAUCCGGCACUGACACUUUCUGCAAAUAUCCAGCAAUUGGUCAUAGGAUAUUAGGUGAAAUUUUCUCACAAAUUGAGAUUUAUUGUAAUCUCGGACGAUUAUGACUCUCAGAUUAAUUUGAAUCUUAACAAAAAGACACUGGAUAAAAAAAUCAGUUUGAACAAGAAAUAGUUUUCGUUUGAAAUAUGAAUGGUUGGUAGCAAACAUAAUCCUGAGACAAAAUUAUAUAAAAAUCAAAAAUUGUUUUGUUUUGUAAAUCAAUUUAAAGUUUUUAAAACCAAUUUUCAUCAGUGUAGGACUCGAUAAGGAUUUUUUUCAGUAUUUUUAUUGGAAAAUUUGACUAAUUUUGCGAAAAAUUAUAGUAUACUCUUUGCAAAAAAUUGGUGAAAAAUGUGAAGCCCUUUUCGAAACAAAGUCUGGAAUUUUGGAAAAACAAAGUAUGCAAAGUGACUUCUUGGGACAACAAAUCGAGUUGGCGCGAAAUUCGUCAUAUUUACAGAGAAAAGUUUUCAUGAUAUAAUAACGCACCUGAUAAUCAUCAUCAUAUUUCAUAAAAUUAGACGACGAAAAAGAGUUUUCACACACUCAGUUGCCGGUAAAAUUUUGAUACUCAUUUGAUCAUGGCGCAAUUAAAAAUCGCCUUCCAUACCAAAUGAACGAAAACUGUUUCCAUCAUCAACCUUAUCUCAAGCAGAGUUGUAAAUAGUUGAGUAGCUUUCCUGUUGAGAUAAUGCAUCGUACUGUCGUUACACCACUGUGAUUGCUUGCAGCUACAAAUUCCUUGCCUGAUCCCCAAUGCAUUAAUUGUCGAACACGACAAGAUCAAAAUUGAAUUGCCUGAGGACAUUCUGCGACGAGCUAGAAGUUUAAAUAUCUUUCAUCAUCUAUGAUUAGAUGUCAUAGGUAUCGUAGGUUGUGCGUUCAAUUGAUUGGAACCUGUUCGCAGUUAAAUCCUAUGGACAAUUACAAUGACUGACAGCGUAUUUAUUUGGCAACAUCCCAAUUCGUGUGUUCAUCCGGGUUACACUUUUGCGAUCACAGGAACCGCUUAUUGAUGAGCCAUCAUUUAAUUUAUAAAGACUGAGUAGAGUCUGAGAGAGCCAGAGUUUUUUUUUUCUACUUCACAUGAGGCCGUUUCACUGCAUGGCCCCAUUACGCUUCCGAAGUGCGCUCGCGUUUGUGUUUUCAAUUCGCAAUCAGCAUGCGCGGUACCCAGCGGCAGAAUAUUUUUUCAUCUGCAAAAUUUCUCCAAAAAUAAAACUUGUAUGAAUCCUUAGGGCAUCUGUUAGUUUGCGCACCUUCACUUUUCAGUCGACCAAUACCGUUUCAUUUCAGACAAACAAUGCUCUUUCGAGUACUAAUUUGAAACCAAGCAAUGGCAUAAAGCUUUCGUUUCACCAUUUCAUCAUCGCUGAUUCUUGGUGAGCUUCAAAUCAUCCGAACUCUCUCUUCAAAGCGAAAGUUGAUGAAUAGUUCAUUGACCGUUUUCAAAUAGAGAGUGUGAUAUAAUAACACGUAAAAAACUUAAUUUUGAGAAUUUGAACCGUAAAUUCGAUUGAUUUUUUUUACUACAGUAGUAGAUAGUCGUUUUCACUGCCUCCUUCGUACAUGAUGGCAAAAACAAACAAAGCAUUUUUUAAUUUUUACUUCAACAAAAAACAAUAUCAAUACUACCGUCACUUCUUUCACUGCGACAAAUUCAUUCUCUCCUUAAUAUUGUAUUUGGUUAAAAUGAAUAUCUAAAAUAUGGUAAACGGAAGUUUAAAUUGAUAAAUUUGUUUUUUUUUUUUCAAUUCUUUUAUGAUAUGUUGUAACUGACAAUUGAGGAAAUUUAUUGCCUUUUAGGUCAACAUGGGGAAUAAUUGGCCAAACAAGUUAUAGCCUUUGAAAUUAGAUAGAUUUCUCAGAAUCGUUGUAAUAUUUCGACAGAAGACACGGUUUUCAUAAGGUUUCCGCUGGACCAUUUAUGGAUUUUUGUGCAUCGCACGAGAGUCAUUUUCAUCGAAAUUUUGAUGUUUCUUCGCAUUCGAGGAAAAUGCAGUAUGACCUCGAUCAUGAACGUGAUCAGCAUCUUUUAUCACUUUUGAAUUUUGAACGGAGCCUCGAAGACUUUCAUACUAAAUUUUUUUCGAAGAUGGCGAAAAUGGAUUCUAACAGACUGAGGCUCGUUUGAAAGCUACUAUUGGGUCAUUAAUCAAGUUCAAAGAUCAAAUGGCUGUGACAUGUGUAUAAGUGACAUAACCGACAAAACACAUGUUUUUUUUUCGCGCUCAAACCGAUUUCAACAAACUUAGGCUCGUAUGGAAAAUACUAUUGGUUCAUUAAACAGGUUUGAAGUUCAAAUGGUUGUCACCUAAGGUGCCGAUGAUGUAAUGGCAUAAAUGACGUAGGCGUCAAAACUCAUAACCGCUCAAUUUUCUUAUAUAUGGAUUAACUGGUAUCAGGAAUUGUGGACUCGUUCAGGACUUUCGGACUUUCCUGCAUUCGAACAAAUUAUUCGAAAAUAUGACACUCUCGUCUAUAUAAUUUUAACUAGGCCGUGACGUUUGUAACGUGCUGUCCGAUACAUGUUUAACUUCCUAGAACUUUUCAAUUGGACGAAAGCCCGGGUUUAUGUCUUUCGGAGCCAAAUCGACUCCAUUAGUUCGGUACCACUCAAAUAUGUUUCUAGCGUAGUGGCAAGAUGCUGAAUCGGGCUGGAACGGAAUUGAUCUUCUGUGUUUCAUUGUGAAUAGCAAAAGAAACUUUUUAAGGCACUGUUGUUUGUUCCUACAGUAAGCUACGCUUAUUUCAACACAUCCACGAAUGGCCUGUCAAAUCUUGAGCUUCUUUGCAAAUAUGGAUAAUGUUUUGUUUCGAACAUCCUCCGGAACUUGGUAACGUGAUAAACUUUAACAACCACCAAGUGUAAAAUGGAACAAAGUCAAGAUUAUACAAUUAUACAAGAUUAUAAUUAUGUGUGUGUGUGUGUGUGUGUGUGUGUGUGUGUGUGUGUGUGUGUGUGUGUUACUGUGUCUAAGUUUUCUCACUAACUCUGGAUCAAGCAACUAGUAUUUUGGGUCUAACUCUGUGUUUUCGAUUGCCAUUAAGGCCAUCGUCCAAGUACCAUGCGCGCGGGUGGUUUUAGGAAAUUUUGAAAAAUUUGACAAAACCAAAACCAUACCUUUGAAAUACUUUUAUCUAUCUACAGGGUAAAAAUGGCUGGAAAAUUCGGAGGAUUUUCCGAGUCUUAUAAAAAAUAGCUCUGAAAAGGAGUGUUUUGUGAUCUUUUACAAUUAUCUGGAAAAAUAAUGCGAUGACAUAUUUUUUUUUCAAAUUAACCUUAUGAUGGAUACAAAGAUUACAUUCGGACACAUUUUGAAAAACCUUUUCACGCUUUUCAUAGAAAAUCCACGAAUUUUAAAAAUUUCUACGAAAUCGGUUAUAUGAAAUUCGUUGAUUUUCCAUGAAAAGCGUGAAAAGGUUUUCCAAAAAUGUGUCCGAAUGUGAUCCUUGUUGCCAGCAUAAGGUUUUUCUGAAAAAAAAGUCAUUUCAUCGAAUUAUUUUUUCAAAUAAUUGUGAAAGAUUACAAAAAAAGCUCAUUUUUUCAGUGGUAUUUUUGAUAAGACUCGGAAAAUCCUCCGAAUUUUCCAGCCAUUUUCACCCUGUAGAUAGAUAAAAGUAUUUCAAAGGUCUGUAUGUUUUUGGUUUUGUCAAAUUUUUCAAAAUUUCCAUCGAAAAUUUCCUAAAACCACCCGCGCGCAUGGUACUUGAACAAUGGCCUUAAUAACUGAGUUGAAAAAACAAACUACAAGAGACAGCCCUAUGAGGUUGUUCGAACUGUUGACGUAGGACUACACAACUAUUGUCAAAAGUACUGUUCUGAAUAUUUAAGCAGCAGUUUUUUUGUGCUCUACAUAAAGAAUAAAAGUUGUGAUUGCCUUAGAAAAGGAGUGGGGUGUUCCUGAGAAAAUCAGUCUUUUUGCUCUAGCAUUUUUAUUUUGCCCUUCUCCUGUUUGGUGUCUUUGGGCAUUUUCUUGAGCAAAUUAUAACUAUUCUUUCGUGAAUGAUGCAUUCAGAUAGCUAGUUCGAAAACAGGUCAUUUUGAAACUGUCAUAUCUAAAGUUGAGGCAAACGAAAAAAAAUACUCAUUCUAUAAAAAACAGGGCUUGCAAAUUGAAGCAACGAGUAUGAACAAAAGGGUUUCACCAUCUGUGCUAUUCACACACAUUCGUAUGUCAGGUAGAAUUCACAGCGCAACCCAAGCAAGGAGAGUUGCUUCGUUCGUUCAUUAGUUCAUGAAUAUGCCCGCUUGCUGAGACCUAUGCUUCAUGAGGUUAGCAUUUGAUGAAUGGUUCUCAUAUUGUAGAUGCCUAUGAGAAAACUAGAUUCAUAACUUUUAGUUCCGAUGAAUAUUGAUUUAAAAAACCCUGCUUUUAGUGUUUCUAGAAUAUAUAAACAGUGUAAACUGCCAAGAAACAUCGUUGAUCGUUUUGAAAAUGGGCUCAAAUGCAAAAUUUCUGCUAUAAAAUGUUUAAGGUAUGUUUGAAAUGUGAUCAAAUUUGGUCUUGGAAUGCGAACAUUAUGUUAAAAAUGAUUUCUUUAAACCUACACUUUAAAAAUAAACCGUAAACAUGACUUUGCUUCGCGGCUUGUAGCACGCCGUGAAGCAAGAUCUUCUUUCUCGUACAAUACUAACGAGAGUGAACCCUUCAUUUCAUUACAUUGUCAUGGAUUGCUUAGUUCAUGUGCUAACUGAGACUGAGAGCACAGACAAUUUACUUAGCAAGGGGAAUUGGUCUGCUCAGUAACAUAUACUCUCACGCAUCCAGUUUCUCUCUAAUGUAUGUCUCUCAUUCAGCUAUAUCAAGCAAAGUGUUCACAGCAGAUGUUUUUUGUUGCUUCGUGCUUUUGAGGAUUCACAAUACAAGCCCUGAUAGAAAAUGCUUUUAACGGUGUUUUUUUUAAAACGGCGGAGGAGAUUUUUUUAAAAUUAUUUUCAAAUUUUGUUCAAACAUUGUCGAAAAACACGAUCAAUUUUUGUCAAAUGGCUAUAGUCGAAACAUGACAAGUCCUAUAAAUAAGUAUUGUAUGAAUAGUUUUCACAAAGUUAGUCAAAUUUAAGAAUAAAAAAAAUGAAAAAAUCGAAUUUAAAAAUUCAAAUUCAAUUUACAAGAAAACGCUAUUGUUGAUUUGGAUGAAUUUUGGUCCCAAAAUAGGUAGUUAUGUUUCCAACCAUCCGUCCAGUUUUGUAGAUAUGUUGAACUAAUAAAUGAUCUGAUCUUCCUAGAAUUUCAGCAUAAACUGUUGAAGUAUACUGGAAACCAACAAAAAGGCCUACACUGACAAUAAUUUUUACCUAUUUUUUUGAGGAGAAAUCACUCAUUGUCGAGCUCUUCUACCCACUUGUACGCGGCGUGCAGAUUUCCCCCCAGACGGCUGGCUAUGUCUGACAGACAUUUUUGCCGGAAUUCUGGCAGACUUCCGGCAAAAGUCUGGCAACCAUGCAACAACCGUUUCUGGCAGAGAAUUUCGUCUAGCGGUUAUUAACGGUUCUGUUUCUGUCGGAUUUUUGCCAUACAAGAUUGGCAGAACCGGUUUGAGUCGGUUUUACAUUAUUAGCGUCUUGGUUUUAUUUUUUCAAUAAAAAGUACAUAUGAAAGGCAAUAAGCUAUUGCUUUUCAUAUAUACUAAUUAUGGAAAAUGUUAACAUUAUUUUCUCACUACCAAACAUACAUAUAUCAAUCUCAUUUACCUCGUCUCAAGAUUUGUUUUUUGUAUGUACAUGCGGGAUUGUCGAAUAUCAAAUGAAGUCGAAUAAAAAAAGAAAAAAGAAGGAAGAGCGAAAUAAACAAGACACAUACGGCGAGAUAAUGACGCAAUUUCGCCUGGACAAUUUUGACAGCAGCCGGAAUGCAGCCAGCCUUCUGACGGUUGCCAGAAUCCCUCACAAGCGGGUAUAAGGGGUUGUCCAUAAAAGACGUCACGCUUUUUUUUGACGAUUAUUGACUCCCCAUCUCCCCUUUGUCACAAAUUGUCACAGAAGCAAAGACCCCCACCCCCCUAUGUCACAUGUCACGAAUUCAAAAUAAAUAAAAUUCAUCUCAAUACAUUCUCAAUAUGUAUGACAAACCAUACAAAUAUGAGGGAAAAAUCGAUUUAUUACAUGCUGUCAUUAAAUUAAAAAAUAUCCCUAAAGCUACAAAAUCAUCGGAAUUAUUUUGUUAAUAUCAAUUAUAUAAAUUAACAAAAGUAUUUGGUUGGAAUUGAUGAAACAUUUAAAUCAUCUGUUUUAUUCCUCCUAGGGGUACACAGAUAUACUAUUGUUUUGAGUAAAGAAUAAUAUUUCCUUAGUGUAGCAUACAGGGCUGAGAAAAUAAAGACCAAAACCUCAUCAAAACGAGAUCACUGCCGGAGAAUCUUUUCAUGACCAGUUGAUCAGUGAAUUUUAAAUCACAUCGAUCAAUAUCGGUACUGAUCUUCCGUCACACAAUGGGUAGUGAUUUUGAGCUAAAAUGAUUCUUGAUUUAUGUAAGUUCAAUCAUUGGAUGAUUCGAUAAGCUUUGAUGUUGGUGGAGGAAAAUCACAUAUGAUCAAGAUAAGACAUGACAUGAUCUAAGUCUGAAAUCGUUGAUCUCCCGCCCUUUUUCAAAUGGAGUGCAAUUGAAUAAACUGCAUCAGAAUCAGAUAAGAGAAAUUCUUAUGAUAUACUAUUAUCAAUGCUAGAAAAUCAAAUUACUGAAAAAAUUGUCAGUGCAUAACUUAAGUUAAACCGUUUGAAGGCAUCUUUUUCUUUUUUACUCAUAUUAGGCAAAAUUGAUUAAUUUCGCUAAUUUACUCGCUCCUCCGUAGGUACAUAAGAAAUCGUCAAUAACAUUAUUUUUUUUUUAUAUUUGGGCCCCUCCCGAAACGAAAUCCUGGGUACGGGCCUGAGUAGAAGUAUUGUGCAGGUAUGUAUUGUUAGUUUAAACAAAUAAGUGGAAAAAACUUCAGAAAUUCUGCAAUAAAACUAGUCCAACGGGGCUCCAAUUCCUCAUGUUAAAAAUGGCUUAACAAUGUCUGCCGGGUUUGUUGAACGAAAAAAAUGGCAUUCGGUUCAACGGUCUGUUUCAAAAUCGGCAAACGAAGGUGGCCUCCCGUUGAACGAUUGAUUGGACUUUAAUUGGACCAAUGAUCCAACGUAUUGGACCAAUGAAGGACCACCGUUGAUCGUUUUUUUCUAAGAGGGGCAAUAUAGAUAUGUACUCCCAAAAUACCGAUAAUUCACGGAUCGAACAGAUAAAUACCGAUUUUCGUUGAUAGCAUGGAUAUACAGGAGAAAAGGUUGCUACAAGACCUUUUUUUUUUGCUCUGAGCUUUGGUGACAUUUCCGUGAAGUUAUGUUUACGAGAUUCUGAUACCGAUAUGGUACAGAUAGAUUUUUGGAAAAAUGACCUGGCAACGCUGCUUCGAAAACCGAACGAACGCAAAAAGCACACGCCUUCUUCGAUUACUACCAUGCACGCUGAAAUUCGGCACUCGGAAGGCACUGACAACCAACGAUAACAAGUUGUAAAUAAACCAUCCACACGCUACACUCUAAAACAUCAUAUCAAUCUUUGGCAUACCAAUUAAGGAGGAUUAAAAUUUUGUGUUAGAAAACUAGCGCCCUAGAUUGUACAGUAAUUGUGAAAAAAAACCUAAAUUGAAUACAAACUAAUUCAAAAGAACUAGUAAAAAAUUAAAAAAAAAACAAAUCGUAUCUCGAAUAGAACCUAUCCAAUUCUUUCACUGUAGCCUAGUAGCAAAGUUACAGAGUUCCACUAAACCAAAGAGUACAGUAACGUUAAAGAUUACAAAUAGUAGAAUAACUAAAUUAAGGGGUCCAAAACAAAAUAGUCGUCGAUGAUUGAUUAGGGUAAAGAUACCAACAGAUCUGGAUGUCGUUGACAAGUUGAUGUUCUAUCCAAAAAGGCAUUACCAUUCUUUAGAUGUUCGUAGCUCGAGUGAUAUGUGUGUAUUUUGUCAUUACCGAAUAAGGUCUAUAGGUUUAGCUGGAGCAGUUGAGUGUGUGUAUAUACAGUACCGAAAAGGAGUUACCUAAAUCUAGUUUAACGGCUCAAUGAAAACCGUCUGUUGACGGAACACCCCUGAACAUAGGUUAAAUACUGUGAUUCUUUCAGUUUAACAAAAUAUUACUCUGUGAUGCUUGGAUCGGCAGAUUGUUACUCGAUUCUAGUUUAUUAAUUUUAACUCUGCAGUAAAAGUUAAGAAAAAGUAUGACAUUAAAUGUACGAAAGAGUUCGAGCACACUGUCCGUGUCCGCUCUGCGAUAUUCUAAUACUAACUCUAAUAUUACGAUGUACCCACACAAGCGUGAUGCCAACGUAGAACUUGUUACUAUUUGAAACUAAUCAAACUAAUGGCAUAAUCAAACAACUAUCAACUACAUUACCAUGCCUUCGGUGGACAAAACAUUGCCGAUAUAAUCUUCCAGGCUGGGCAUAUUAAGCAAAACAAGCGGCCAAAUUCGUCCCUCAUCAUGCCGAUCCUGAUGGUAACAGAAAGGACACUGGUGCAGGUGGGCAUUACAACAGAAUUAUUCUAAAGUAACUUUGCGAUAAAAUAUGACCCCCUAUAUGACUCACACAAAAAAACACACUAAAUGCAAUACCGCAUGCAGCACUCUACACAUUGGCUCGAAUGGGUCGUCGUCACUCGAGUCGGAUAGGGAACAUGAAAAGUUUGCGCUUCGUCAGGUGCGUUUCCAAUGCAAUGCAAGCAAAGCUGCUUUCGGCUGGAGAAGCACCGUGCGGAGCGCAAGUUUCGCCCCGUUUAGGUUAGGCAAAAAGAGCUAUUUUGAGAGAAAGAGAACCAUUCAGCGGACAAGAGAAAAACUUUUCAUCUAUCGCGAAAAAAAAACAGAUAUUAUCUAGCAAUAAUCACGGUGCUCCAAAGCACUCACGAAAUACUGUUAAUGCCUUCAAUUACAAAACGAUGAUGAUCUAUUAAGUGUGUAGACUUUAAACAAAGUUUGAAAAAAAAAUUGUAGGAAAUAAUAACAACCAGUUUCAAUUUUCUAGCACAGUAAGAAACGUAGCGGUUAAGGAGAAGGUUAAAGCCAGCAACGUCGUUUGGAAGCAGGGUUGCUUGAAAAAAAUCUAACCAAAAAGAUCCUCUAUCAUCUGAGCACACAUCAUUAAAGUAAGUAAGAUUACCGUAUGAGACCACAAACAAAAAUUGACACGAAGAAAAAAAAACUACCAAUCAAAAGUGCAUUCCGACCCGAAAUCAACCACAGUGGAAAAGUUUCAAUACAUGGAACCCGCUCGAUCGAGCACCUAAAGGAAAGUUAUCAUUAUUUACACUGUAAAAACAUCAUAUUACUACACUAAGAUGAUUAAAGCAGUUCAAUAAAACAUAUUUCAACCAAA
Messenger RNA from Malaya genurostris, 24657 nucleotides. RefSeq lists its product as uncharacterized. NCBI's taxonomy places the organism in Eukaryota, Metazoa, Arthropoda, Insecta, Diptera, Culicidae. Gene Ontology annotation, molecular function: dipeptidyl-peptidase activity; serine-type peptidase activity. The transcript has 18 exons. Bases 2019 to 4670 code for a protein of 883 amino acids. The record is from RefSeq and is a predicted model, not a curated record. Gene Ontology annotation, biological process: proteolysis.